AUGUCGUUAGUUUUCAACCAGGAGAAAGCUGAGGAGAAGCCAGAAAUGACGCUGGUACGGAUUCUUAAUGUUCCAGACUUUGUUGAGAAGUACUUGGAUAUUGAUACGAGACUCCGCCUCCGUAAGACGUGCACCACCAUCCGGGAAAUCAUCAAUAAAAAGCCGCUACACAUAGAUUGGCUCAUCUACGAUUGCUAUGGAAAGACAAUCAAAAUUUCUACACAUGGAGGCUUCGAGGUCCUUUACGAAAUCAUUGAAGAAGGAUUGAGAGUGAGAUACUUAGAUAGAGAGAAAACGAUCGAUGCGAAAAACGAAGAAGAACAAAUAGAGGUAAUUCAACGGGAUUUGAUGUCGAUUCUUGAUCAUGGAAAACUGAGAAUUGGAAUUUUAAACAUCGAAGACGAUUACUCAGCUGGUUUAUAUGACGAGGAACCUCCGAUGGGAAUAAGAGCACUACGAAACACUUUGAACCAACUGCCCAACAAACUAAAGAUCAAAAGUUUGGAGUACUUAGUUAAAGAAUUGGAUGAUGCUUUCAUAGCCACAUUGAAGACGAUAGAGCAUCUCAAAUCCCUUCAACUCAGUUUUGGACCUUAUGAUAUGAAACAAUUUAAGAUCAACUUGUUUGAACUAGAAGAAUGGAAACGUUUGAAAUCAUUAAAAAUUUGGGAUCCGCAACUAUCAUUAUCGGACAUUAUCAGUUCCUACACUCAUUUCGAGAAUGCUCAUUUGGCGAUUGGUAGUUUUUACGCUUGCUCUGACAACACAUCUUUACACAAUUUCGUAAUGGAGCUUAAAGAUAAACUCCUUCAAAAUCCCAAUCUGAAACAGUUGAAAAUAGAAGCUAUAUCUCGCAUGAAGGCUCAUGACGUCAAGGAUAUUAAAUCAAGUCUCCAACAAUACAACAUCAACAAUACACCGUAUCCGUGCUGGGUUAGUAUUCCAUACCCGGAUUCUGAUAAGAAAUUGGAGAUGUUGGUGGAUAAGAAGAUGAUAUGGUUCAAGGGACCAUGUUAUGUGAAAGGAGAAUGGGAAGAAGAUAGUAGUGAUGAGGAUGAUGAGGAUGAGAGUGAUGAUUAUGAAGAUGAGGAGGACGACGACGAAGAUGAAGAAGAAGCUUUGAAUUUGUACUAUUACUAUUACCCUCAAUGA
Molecule: messenger RNA, 1152 nt
Organism: Caenorhabditis remanei
Lineage: Eukaryota; Metazoa; Nematoda; Chromadorea; Rhabditida; Rhabditidae
Exons: 3
Coding region: 1-1152 (383 amino acids)
Source: RefSeq, a predicted model, not a curated record